GACUCCUGAGCCAGGUACUGGGGAGACCCAACUCGGGAAGAACCCGAGUGAAGGCCUCGUCGGACUCCGGGGUCGAUUCUCCGAGCAGUGACUACGGAGGGUCCAUUUCGGACGCCGGCUCAAAACCUGUGACGCCUUGUGCGCGCGCCGGCCACAUCUGUAGCCACAUCCAGCGCGGUCUUGGCCAGGACUCACCUCCGCAACGCUGUGACGCGAAGCCCGCUUCUGCGACCUCUAACACCUGGGACUACCUGUGGAGACUUAGACAACCCUCUCUCCGGCGCCAACCCCCAACAGCCCCGCGACCCCAGCCCUUUGCGCAGAGGGCGUGCCGCUCUCUCUAGGCCCAGCCUUUGCGGAGGGACCAAUGGCCGAGGCUCCAGACCGGGGAACCCCGCGCGUGCUCUUUGGAGACUGGCUUCUGCGCGAGGUCAGCAGCGGCCGCUAUGAGGGUCUACGGUGGCUGGACUCAGCCCGAACGUGCUUCCGCGUACCCUGGAAGCAUUUCGCGCGGAAGGACCUGGGUGAGGCCGAUUCGCGCAUCUUUAGGGCCUGGGCCGUGGCCCGCGGCAGGUGGCCGCCCCGCAGCGGUGGAAGUGCCCGGCCGAUCCCUGAGAGUGAGCUGCGGACCUCCUGGAAAACCAACUUCCGCUGUGCGCUGCGCAGCACGCAGCGCUUUGUAAUGUUGGAAGACAACUCGGGGGACCCUACCGACCCUCAUAAGGUGUACAAGAUCAGCUCUGAGCCGGGGGACCGAGGCCUAGGCUUUGACCAGGGGGAGGACGAGGCCCUAGAAGAUGCCCCACCUGCAAGGGGUGGGCUCCCGGGGCCAUGCCUGGCAACAGAUACUGGUGAGAGCCUGGGGCACCAGCUGAACCCUGACGCCUGCCCCCCAAGCCUAGCUGGAGAUGCCGGGGACCUCUUGAUCCAGGCGCUGCAGCAGAGUUGCUUGGAGGACCAUCUGCUGGAUUUGAUCCCCUCAGAGGCUCCUGAUGCAGGCCCACCCCCAGAGCCCUGGCAGCCUCCAGAGGCGGAGCCCCACACGGAAGCCUCUGCCAGUGCCUGCACCCAGGUGGCAGGGGAGCCGCCCCUGGCUGGCCCUGGCUGCUCACAGCUUGGUCUGCAGCCAGAACCCAGCCUGGGGGCCCUGGACUUGACCAUCCUGUAUAAAGGCCGCACGGUGCUGCAGGAGGUGGUGGGGCGUCCGAGCUGUGUGCUCCUGUACGGCCCCCCCGGUGUAGCUGGAGAGGCUUCAGGGCCCCAGCGAGUUGCCUUCCCCAGCCCUGCCGAGCUGCCUGACCAGAAACAGCUCCACUACACAGAGACACUGCUGCAGCAUGUGGCCCCGGGCCUGCGGCUGGAGCUCCGGGGGCUGUGGCUGUGGGCCCGGCGCCUGGGCAAGUGCAAAGUCUACUGGGAGGUGGGGGGGCCUCUGGGCUCAGCCAGUGCCUCCACCCCAGCUCGCCUGCUGCCCAGGGACUGUGACACGCCCAUCUUUGACUUUGGCACCUUCUUCCAAGAACUAGUGGAGUUCCGGGCCCGGCAGCGCCGCGGCUCCCCGCACUACACCAUCUACCUGGGCUUCGGGCAGGACCUAUCAGUGGGGAGGCCCAAGGAGAAGAGCCUGGUCCUGGUGAAGCUGGAGCCGUGGCUGUGCCGGACGUACCUGGAGGCUGUGCAACGCGAAGGUGUGUCCUCCCUGGACAGUGGCAGCCUCAGCCUCUGCCUCUCCAACUCCAACAGUCUCUAUGAGGACCUGGAGCACUUCCUGGAGCACUUCAUGAUGGAAGUGGAGCAGGCUGCCUAGGCCAGACCCCCAACCCCUCCGAAUCCAAUAAAAAGAUCCUAAGGGGA
Odocoileus virginianus texanus is the source of this 1854-nucleotide messenger RNA. NCBI's taxonomy places the organism in Eukaryota, Metazoa, Chordata, Mammalia, Artiodactyla, Cervidae. The record is from RefSeq and is a predicted model, not a curated record.